GCUCGAAGGAUGUUACAAGAAGUUACUUAGAAAACGGAAGUACAAUGACACACUAAACUUCCACGGCUGGGUGACACACUAACAUGAACUGUAUCCUCCCUUCUCCAAAAGUUUAGUUUCUGUUAAUUGAGAUGCCCGUGUGGAAACUUAACGCGCUGAAAGUUGUAGGUAAAACUGUCUGACAGGAUUCAGCUUCUCUGGUGAAGCAACGCGCAGUUCAUCAUCUUCAGAGUGGUUCUCUGUGAGGAAAGCAAACACCCCGAGACCGCAGGUUCUUUUGAAUCAUCAUGCCGCCACACCCCGUAAUCCAGGCAAUCAUUGACUUCUCAGCUGGAGCUAUAGGUGGAACAGCUUGUGUGCUGAGUGGCCAGCCAUUUGACACCACAAAGGUGAAGAUGCAGACAUUCCCCACCAUGUAUCGCGGCUUCAUCCACUGUUUUAUAUCAAACUUAAGACAGGUGGGAGUCCGUGGCCUCUACAAAGGCACAACCCCAGCCCUUAUAGCCAACAUCAGUGAGAAUGCUGUUCUGUUCCUCAGCUACGGCCUCUGCCAGGAUGCGAUUCGCUUUGUGUCGAGGAUGGAAAAGGGGGCAGGACUCAGUGAUAUUCAGAAGGCAUCAGCAGGGUCUUUAGCUUCGAUCUUCUCCGCUAUGGCAAUAUGUCCCACCGAGCUGGUGAAGUGUCGUCUGCAGGCUAUGCAUGAGAUGGAAGUAUCUGGAAAGAUUACGAUUGGACAGAGGAGCACUGUGUGGACAGUAGUCAAGACGGUGUUGAAGACAGCUGGUCCCCUGGGCUUCUACCAAGGGCUGACAUCCACCAUCGUGAGGGAGAUACCAGGGUACUUCUGCUUUUUUGGGGCCUAUGAACUGUGUCGGUCUACAUUUGCACAAUACAUGGGCACGGAGAAGGACGGUAUAGGUAUUCUUCCACUGAUGUUUAGGGGGGGGUUUGGAGGAGCUUGUCUUUGGUUGGUGGUCUAUCCGAUAGACUGUGUGAAGUCCAGGAUCCAGGUGUACUCUUUAACUGGGAGACAACAGGGGUUCAUGAAGACCUUCAUGAGUAUCAUACGUACUGAAGGGUUCACUGCUCUAUACUCGGGCCUGACUCCUACCAUGAUACGCACCUUCCCUGCCAACGGAGCCCUCUUCCUGGCUUACGAGUGGAGUCGCAAGUUUAUGAUGGAGACAGUUGGUUCCUGACACCGAGGAUCUUCCCACUUGAAGCAAAUAUCUUUCUGAAACACUCCCUUGUCAUCUAGUAUUUUUCAAAAUUUUAUUGUCUUAAUGUUUUUGCAGUUUGACCUAAAGAAUGAUGCACAUGUUUUUGGCACAGCUGUACUUGAAUAUCUUGUGAAUAACAUGAAUCCUGUACUGCCCACAAUUAUUUAAAAUAAAGUUUUAAUCUUAACA
This is a messenger RNA of Monopterus albus (swamp eel), 1409 nucleotides long. RefSeq names its product solute carrier family 25 member 15a (gene slc25a15a). Gene Ontology annotation, biological process: mitochondrial L-ornithine transmembrane transport. Gene Ontology annotation, cellular component: mitochondrion. Gene Ontology annotation, molecular function: L-ornithine transmembrane transporter activity. The record is from RefSeq and is a predicted model, not a curated record. The transcript is spliced from 7 exons. NCBI's taxonomy places the organism in Eukaryota, Metazoa, Chordata, Actinopteri, Synbranchiformes, Synbranchidae. The coding region runs from base 288 to 1199 and encodes 303 amino acids.